AAAAUAACUCUUUAUCAUUCCAAUCUUUCACUGAGGGAAACGGGGAAGGGAGGUGGCCGAGAAGGACGAUGUCAUCUCUCCGGUUCUUCGCUCCCACCUCUCAAAACCCUAACCCUAAAACCAGUCACCUCGUUUCUUCCUCUAAGAACGCUAUCACCGAAGCGACCAAUUUCCCAUCCUCUUCCUCUUUUUCUCGUUGCACCUCCCAAUUAUCCUCCAAGAACCCCAGCCCCAACCACUGCAAAUCCAUCUGCUCCUCCAAAAGUGCCGCCUAUAACCGUGCCCGCUCUUCUUCUCCGCCGAAGAGCUCCAAUUUUUUGGGGUUCCAGCUCUUCCGGCCGCGGGAGCACCGGAGGCAGGUCGGAUGCGGCAGGGGAGUGGACGACCGGAGCGACGAGAUUGACGCCCCGCCGCUGUUGAACUGGAAGAAUGGCGGCGGUGGAAGCGGGAACGGGGAGGGUGGGGAUGAAGGAGAGGAGGAGGAGGACGAGAAGGAUGAGGAGGAGGAGGAGGAGAAAAGGAAAGGUCUUUUGCCGGAAUGGGUGAGUAUCACCAAGGAGGACGCCAAGACUGUCUUGGGGGCGCUGGCGAUUUCCUUGGCCUUUCGGACGUUCGUAGCCGAGCCGCGGUUCAUUCCUUCUCUUUCGAUGUACCCCACGUUUAAUGUUGGAGAUCGCAUUGUUGCCGAAAAGGUGACAUAUUACUUCAGAAAACCAUGUGUAAAUGACAUAGUUAUCUUCAAAAGUCCACCCGUGUUGCAGGAAGUGGGAUAUACGGAUGAUGAUGUAUUUAUCAAAAGAGUUGUUGCCAAGGAGGGUGAUGUUGUAGAAGUUCAUGAUGGCAAAUUAGUAGUAAAUGGCACAGUAAGAGAUGAAGAUUUUAUUCUUGAGCCGCCAUCUUAUGAGAUGAGCCCAGUUGUCCCAAAAGAAGACUACAGCAUGACUUUAUGCUUUCUUCACAAAUUAUACUGGAAUCUUUCUUGGGCAAGCAUCCAAUGCAAUUCAGAGAGCAGACAUGCUCAAGUGCCUGAAAGCUCUGUAUUUGUCAUGGGCGAUAAUCGCAACAACAGUUACGACUCUCACAUAUGGGGUCCGCUUCCCGCAAAGAACAUAAUUGGCAGAUCAGUGUUCCGGUACUGGCCACCUAAGAGAGUUGGGGGCACAAUUUCCAGUGAGAGUUGUGAAAAUGUGAAGCCUAAUAGCAGCUUAGUGACACAAAAUGCCAAGUAGAAGGCAGAUGUAACUGCUGCAGUCGGAUUAUGAUUUCUACAAGAUUCUUAUGUGCUCAUUCUAUGUAAACCCACACCAAACGUGGUGUCUGUGAGGCACAGAAACCAAUUUUUCCUGUAGGUUUCCACUGUUGUUGCCUCCUUGUAGACUACACAAUUCAUAUAAUGUUGGUAGUUGUACAUGCAAAGGAUACUAUGGUCAUUUA
Messenger RNA from Musa acuminata AAA Group (dessert banana), 1434 nucleotides. RefSeq names its product chloroplast processing peptidase-like. Gene Ontology annotation, biological process: thylakoid membrane organization. Gene Ontology annotation, molecular function: serine-type endopeptidase activity. Gene Ontology annotation, cellular component: plasma membrane; chloroplast thylakoid membrane. The transcript is spliced from 7 exons. The coding region runs from base 69 to 1229 and encodes 386 amino acids. NCBI's taxonomy places the organism in Eukaryota, Viridiplantae, Streptophyta, Magnoliopsida, Zingiberales, Musaceae. The record is from RefSeq and is a predicted model, not a curated record.